This is a messenger RNA of Oppia nitens, 838 nucleotides long. Its product is annotated as kelch-like protein 18. Gene Ontology annotation, molecular function: protein binding. Bases 95 to 838 code for a protein of 247 amino acids. The record is from RefSeq and is a predicted model, not a curated record. Lineage: Eukaryota; Metazoa; Arthropoda; Arachnida; Sarcoptiformes; Oppiidae. The transcript is spliced from 7 exons.
UAUCUAUCUAUGCGGUGGUUGUAAUAAAACAGCAUUUUUUCCGCAAUGUUAUAAAUAUAAUACCGUAACUAGAGUUUGGAAAUCAAUCAAAUCGAUGAAAACCGGUCGGGAAUGGUUUGGUUUGGUUUUAUUAGAUAUGAAAUUGUAUUCAAUAAGUGGCUAUGGUGAUGACGGAAUUUUGGAUAGUUGUGAAACAUAUGAACCAAUAGCUAAUACAUGGAAACCGUGCGCUUCAAUGAAUAUAAUGCGAACGGCCGCUGAUGCAGCAGUUAUUAAUAAUACUAUCUAUGUUUGCGGUGGAUUUAGUGAUAAUCCUAGUAAUACAUGUGAAUAUUAUACGCCCAAUACUACACCCGAUAAAUGGUUAUCAAUACAACCAAUGCUUACGGAAAGGGUUGGUCUGGGACUGGUAGCCCAUGACGGCUAUCUGUACGCUAUCGGUGGCUAUAAUAUGAAUAACGGUUUAUUGAAAUCAAUGGAAAGAUAUGAUACGCUAACCAAACAAUGGAUACCAAUGAAAAAUAUGACAAAUAAUAGAUAUUUUUUAGGCUCGGAAUCAUUUAGGGGUAGACUAUAUGUUUGCGGCGGUAGUGGCGAUAGUAGUGCACAAAAUACAUGCGAAACAUAUGAUCCCAUAACUAAUCAAUGGACUGAAAUUGCAUCAAUGAUAAAUUAUAGAUCUAGUUUUAAGCUAGUUGCUUUUAAUGAUAGUCUAUACGCUAUGGGUGGAACUAAUGAUGAUGGUCUCAUAGAUAAUGUUGAAGUCUAUGAUUAUAAAACAAAUAAAUGGCAAUUAACUAAACCAAUGCCUGCAAAACUAUAUGGAUUUGGGGUAUAA